Messenger RNA from Gadus macrocephalus (Pacific cod), 591 nucleotides. RefSeq names its product netrin receptor UNC5B-like. The record is from RefSeq and is a predicted model, not a curated record. Lineage: Eukaryota; Metazoa; Chordata; Actinopteri; Gadiformes; Gadidae.
UGUUUCCUCCGUCCAGACACCAGCGACUACAGCCAGACCGAGGUUCUCCCCGAGUCGUUCCCGUCGGCCCCGGCGGAACCCCUCCCGGAGUUCCAGCUGGAACCGGAGGACGCCUUCAUCGUGAAGAACCGGCCCGUGCAGAUGCGUUGCCGGGCGGCCCCGGCCACCCAGAUCUACUUCAAGUGCAACGGGGAGUGGGUGAACCAGAACGACCACGUCACCCGCGAGAGCCUGGACCAGGCCUCAGGUCUGGUGGUCAGGGAGGUGGACAUCUCGGUGUCCAGGACCCAGGUGGAGGAGCUGUUCGGCCUGGAGGACUACUGGUGCCAGUGCGUGGCCUGGAGCUCGGCCGGGACCACCAAGAGCAGCCGUGCCUACGUCCGCAUCGCCUACCUGAGGAAGAACUUCGAGCAGGAGCCGCUGGGUCGAGAGGUGCGGCUCGAUCAGGAGGUGCUGCUGCAGUGUCGCCCCCCAGAGGGGCAUGCCCCUCGCCGAGAGAGUCCGGAGGUAGAUCACUUUAAUUCUGCUUCAUGGAUCUUUUUCAAAGAGACCGGAGACCCCGAGACCCCAGAACUGGUGACCGUCGGGUGA